Molecule: messenger RNA, 867 nt
Organism: Owenia fusiformis
Lineage: Eukaryota; Metazoa; Annelida; Polychaeta; Sabellida; Oweniidae
Source: the annotation of a GenBank genome assembly
AUGCCAUACUCACCUGCGGUAUAUGGCAUAUUCCGCAGGAAAUAUUUGUUCUCUUACCCGUUUUGUUCACUUCAUAACCACACAUUAACACUACUAAUACUAUGUCGGGAAUUGCUCUUGGACGUCUCGCAGAAGAAAGAAAGACCUGGAGAAAAGAUCACCCUUUUGGGUUCGUCGCACGUCCUUAAGGGGACACCCUGGGAGAAUGGGCUCUACAAACUCAGAAUGCUUUUCAAAGAUGACUACCCCUCCUCACCACCUAAGUGCAAAUUUGAGCCCCCUCUAUUCCAUCCUAAUAUCUACCCAUCUGGUACAGUGUGUCUUUCAUUAUUGGAUGAGGAAAAGGACUGGAGACCCGCCGUGACAAUCAAACAGAUCUUACUUGGUAUUCAAAGUUUGCUGAAUGAUCCCAACAUCAGAGAUCCUGCACAGGCUGAGGCUUAUACUAUAUACUGUCAAAACAAAGAAGAGUAUGAACGCAGAGUAAGGGCCCAGGCCUUGCUAUUCAAAGAUCAACUAUCCAAGGCCUGAACAAGGAGCGUAGUUUUAAUGACUCAAUAUUUAUUCCAACAAAAAGAGACACAUUCAUCAUAAAAAUGCCAUGAAACAUCCAGUGGACAUUAUUUGAUCAAAUUAGCAUUCAUGUCGGCAAACAUUAAAAAAUAAGAUGAUAAUAUUCCAGAUUCUUUUUCACCUCUAUAGCCUUUAUGUUGUAAAUAUUAUAAUUCAAAUUUUUUGUCAGUAUAUCGUAUAUAAAAGUUUUCACCUUGAAUGAAACCAACUUUAAAGCAUGUAAUUAAUCUAAGGUGCUAUAUUUGAGCAAUAAUUAUUACACGAGAAAGUCAGGAAGGCAUAUGCACAUCAAAU